Cicer arietinum (chickpea) is the source of this 1982-nucleotide messenger RNA. RefSeq lists its product as uncharacterized. The record is from RefSeq and is a predicted model, not a curated record. Gene Ontology annotation, biological process: rRNA processing. Gene Ontology annotation, cellular component: nucleus; preribosome, small subunit precursor. NCBI's taxonomy places the organism in Eukaryota, Viridiplantae, Streptophyta, Magnoliopsida, Fabales, Fabaceae.
AUCGGUCCACUCCAAAGAGGGGUUACUGUUUUCGGGUGAUCCAAAAAGCCAAACCAAAAUCGAAACCCAUCCUUAUUUUUUUUAGGGUUUAGGGUUUCUUUUCUUCCUUCCGGCGUCAAUGGCAGAAAUUGGCCGAUCUCUGAUAAAACACCUCGGCGGCUCACAGAAAUCCUCCAGAGAGAAAGCUCUCCGUCUUCUCUUAAAAUCAUGGCUUCCUUCUCAAUCCCAACUGCUUCCCGAAGACGACGCCAAAAAGCUAUGGAAAGGUCUUUUCUACUGCGUUUGGCACUCCGACAAACCUCUCGUUCAAGCCGAUCUCAUCGAUCGUCUUUCUUCGCUUCUCUUAACACUUCAUCCUUCAAUUUCCCUUCAGUACUUCUCCAAUUUCUUCCUCACCAUGCGUCGCGAGUGGUCCGGUAUCGAUUCGCUUAGGUUAGAUAAAUUCUACCUUCUAAUUCGCAGGUUCGUUUCAAAGACUUUCUCUCUAUUGAAUAAGAAUUCGUGGAAUUUAGAAUUUGUUCAGAUUCUUAUGAAUAGUUUGGAUGAGGUUACUUUCUCUGCUCAAGAUAAGUUGUUGCAGGGAAACGGUGUUAAUUAUCACGUUGCGUCUGUUUUUCUUGAAGAGCUUAAGCCUUUUCUUCCGAUUAAAUCGUGUGUUUUAGAAGUUCUUUUUAGGCCGUUUUUCAAUGUGAUGGGUAAAUUGAAUGAUAAGGUUUUGUUAGGUAAGAUUAAGACUUGUUUGUUUGAUUUGUUGUUGAAAAAUGGGAAGAGGUUGUUGGAGGUUAAGAAGGUUGGGGGUGAUGGUGGUGAUGGUGAUGUUGUGGCUUUGGGAACUAUAGCUUUGGCUAUGGGUUUCUCUUCUAAGUUAUUUGAGUUAGCUUCUGCUCCUGAAUGUGUUCAGGGGAAUAGAAAGGUACUUUUUGAACUUCAUCGUGAGUUCUUGAAGCUGGAGAAGGAUGCUAGUAUUUCUGGGUUUGAGUUUACCAUUCCUGAUUCUGUUGAUAUGGAUGAUGAGGAAGUGCCGGAAUUGGUUCCUAUUGUUGAGGUUGAUGGUUUAGUUUCUGGUGAAGUUGUUCCGAAUGGUAAGGUGUUGAAGAAGUGUAAGAAGGAUAAGAAAGAUAAUGCUGACAAAGUGAAAAAGGAAAAAAAGAAGAAAAAGAAUAAGAAAGGUAAUGCAGCAGAUGAUUUGAAUGGCGAGAUUGUCGAUGAUGGUAACAAGAAUGUUGUUAAUGAGAAUGGUGGAAAUUCAAAUGUUGAACAAGUUGAAGAAAGUGCAGUGGUUUUGAAUGAGAGUGUGAUUUCAAACCUCCAGAAGCAGUUUGAGAAGGUUGCUGCGGAAGCAGGUUUGGAUGAUAGUGUUGCAAGUGUAUGUGUUACGCCAGAAGCUACUGGGAUUGUAUCUAAGAAGAGAAAGAGAACAAAGAAUUCUAAUUCUAAAGGAAAGACAUCUCAGGAUUUUGUUUUGAAUGGUGGAGGUGCCGACGAAUCUGCAGUUGCAAAGAGUGGGGAGAAAAGUUCAAAGAAGGUAAGAUUUUCGAUGAAAAAUAACUUGGUCUGGAAGCCACACAGUCCUUUACCUCCUCAGAGCGUAAGAAUUCCUCCCUCUGUUACACCUAGAGGAAGUGCACUCAAAAAGGGUGUACCACCAGGUCCCGUCAGGGAGAUGCCUCUCCAGGCCAAAAAGAUGAAAGCGAAGAAGGGCAGGAGGACAAUCAUUGGCGGUGUACCAUCUGUCAAACGCUUGAAGAAAUUAAAAUCUCGUUCCAUGUAAUGUCCCUGGUGUUAUUAUGGGAUGAUAUUUCCAUGAUUUAUUUUGUCAUACUUUUAUUUGUUAAAUUGUUAUUGUUAUGAAAUUUUGAAACUUCAUUAUGAUAGUUGCUUUGUGCACCAAGUGGAAAACAAAUUGACUUUUAGCAUAGAGACGGUGUGUUCAAGAUCCUAACGUUGAUUGAUAUGUUCAUUUCUUGGCUUCUUGCUUUAUU